Penicillium oxalicum is the source of this 1098-nucleotide messenger RNA. RefSeq names its product cupin domain-containing protein. The record is from RefSeq and is a predicted model, not a curated record. The coding region runs from base 1 to 1098 and encodes 365 amino acids. NCBI's taxonomy places the organism in Eukaryota, Fungi, Ascomycota, Eurotiomycetes, Eurotiales, Aspergillaceae. The transcript is spliced from 4 exons.
AUGUCCGCCCACCAAAAGAAGAACGAUCUCCCCUUCAUCCACCGCUACAUCACCACCCACAAUUCCGAAGGCGAGGCGGUGUUUGUCUCCCAUGCCCAAAUCCCAGACUACAUGCCCUCUACACCAGCUGGGGAGGACGGCGAAAUUGCACUACUCUACGCCACAACCAGUGCGCCGGCAAUCAUCGACAACGAAGCAGAUCUGGCCAUGUACGAUGAGUUUCUCCAUCAGCCGCCUGGGCUGACGACUCCAUCGGGGACGAUCUUCCGACUGAUCGAUCUACGGCCUGGAAAGAUUAGUCCGAUGCAUCGGACGGUGAGUGUUGAUUAUGGAAUUGUGAUUGAGGGUGAAGUGGAUCUGAUUUUGGAUUCGGGGGCGACGCGACAUCUUCGACGUGGUGAUGUGAGUAUCCAGAGAGGGACGGCGCAUUCGUUUCGAAAUAGAAGUGACACGGACUGGUGUCGGAUGCUUUUUGUGUUUUUGCCAAUGCAGAAGAUUACUAUUCAGGGGAAGGAGCUGGAUGAGGAGGUUUAUGAUGAGGGAUAUGAUUAUCACCAAUUCCCUCAACCAUUUGACCGUGACGACCUUCUAAUGUAUCAUUUCAUCUCCACGAUCGCGCUAUUCUUAGCUACGGCCAACGUCCUCGUGUGCGCCCAAAGUCCUCCACCAGUCGGCCUGAGCAGUGAUGCGCAAUGUGAAUCUCAAGAAAUCGUCGACACAUGCGUCUCCAUGAUGCAGAAAUACCUUCAAAAAUGCUCCUCCGAUAACUGGGAUUGCAAAUGUUCGGGAUUCGCCAACAUGGCCAACCCGGACUACAUCGCCGCUCAGUCUUCAAGUGCCUCGAGUUGUGCGACUGCCAAUGCUUACGAUGUGGGCAACACCGUGGUACCUGACACAUGGAAAACGAUGGAUUUCCACAAUACGAUCCACGCGACCGCCACCAAGGCCGUGGAAAAUCUGAGGGCGACACCGACGAGUACAAACACGAUCGACAAUCAGGAGAAGGCGGCUCAAACGUCGGAGGGGGCGGCGGCGAGUAUGAACAGGAAAGGAAGCUGGCUUGCUCUUGUGGGGCUGGGGGUGGGCGCUAUGUUCUGA